Myripristis murdjan (pinecone soldierfish) is the source of this 1819-nucleotide messenger RNA. RefSeq names its product ribosomal protein S27, isoform 2 (gene rps27.2). NCBI's taxonomy places the organism in Eukaryota, Metazoa, Chordata, Actinopteri, Holocentriformes, Holocentridae. Gene Ontology annotation, molecular function: structural constituent of ribosome. Gene Ontology annotation, biological process: translation. Gene Ontology annotation, cellular component: ribosome. The transcript has 4 exons. The record is from RefSeq and is a predicted model, not a curated record. Bases 243 to 494 code for a protein of 83 amino acids.
CCAUAAGUCGCUUAAAGUCUUUUCACUCCCAUUGCGGCGUAAAAUUGUUUAGUUUCUGCUGGUCCGUACGGUUUAUAAAGCAGUUUCUGUAAAGUGACACUUUGCGGGGGGCUUCGCUUAUUGACACAAUAUGGCGGAACACGUGGAAAACAAAGCCGCCCAUGCGGACUGUCAGCUCGGGCUGGUUACUACAUGUACUCUGCGGCGUCGACAUUGCAAGUGCACGAUGAUUUUAGUGAUUUAUGCUCGCAAAGGAUUUGCUGCAUCCGACCCCCGAGGAGGAGAAGAGGAGACACAAGAAAAAGCGUCUUGUACAGAGUCCCAAUUCCUAUUUCAUGGAUGUGAAAUGUCCAGGAUGCUACAAGAUCACCACAGUGUUUAGUCACGCUCAGACAGUCGUCCUGUGUGUCGGCUGCUCCACAGUCCUCUGUCAGCCUACAGGAGGGAAAGCUCGCCUCACAGAAGGAUGUUCAUUCAGAAGGAAACAACACUAGCUUGACCAGAAGUGGAUGGACACCGUCAGGGGAGAGAGAGAACAAAACUUGAUGGUUAUCAAGUGACACUGCCAAGGAGCUGACAAAGCAGGAGGAAAUGGAGCAGAAGGGAAAAAACAGAAUCAUGUAAUGUAAUAAAAGAAGCUGUCUAUCUUAAGUAUGUGCACAGAAGUACCGUGGCCUUGUGAAACCCUGCCAACACCACUCAUCCACUUGCUUUUCUCUCUUAAUAAACUUAGUGUCUUUUUUGGUAAAAUUAUCUUGCAUGCUUGUCAUCCAAUUUCCUGUUCUUUUUCUCUGAGAUUCUUACAUGUCAUUUGUCUACUGAAAGGCAAGGAUGCUUAAAUGUGUUGGUACAGAUCAGGGAGUUUAAGGACAUACUAGUUACUCUGGUACAUGGUAUCCUGUAAUGAUAUAAGGAUGUUUUGUGCAGAUUGAUUUGCCAUGCAUUUGUUUGGCAGUACACCAUUAGUUGACCAGCCACAAAUGGUUUACAACAUGGCGAGGGUAUAAAAUGAACUCUUGUAGAUGUUUUCCAACGGAAACUCAGCACUAUAGAUUAUGUAAAUUUUCCUUCAAACAUCAGAGCAUCUCCAGGAAGUGAUAAACACUGUGGCUUAGGUUGCAAAUUGCAUCCAAGGAGCUUCCCUUUACUGCACAGAGUUGUCCAAUUUUAUGGCUGCACUUUGCAAAAUUGAAAAUUCAGUGAUGCAUAUUAGCUCUGGUUGUAAAUCUAGACUCUUUCUUUCUGUGUGUCUGCCAAGUCAGUGACACAGUAAAGCAAACAUUUUAUUUGAGGUAGAGAAUGACAAGUGACAUAUCAGUGCCUGCUCCAGAGCCACUGGCGCCUGUGCAGGCCCCACCUUCUGUCUGAAUAGGGGUCAGUCCAGGGAAGGCAAUUGCUGGCCCCGCUGCUGCCGCUGCUGUUCACUGCUUAUAAAACACAGCACACAGUGAUGAGACAUUUUGUCAUCACAAUGGAAACUGCAGUUUUCUUUUGUGAAAAUUAGAUAAGUGAGUUUUUUGUAUGGCCUAUCUGUCACAACAACUGGACAGGUAUAGUAACAGCCAAUAUUGUUAAGAGUGUGUGACCUACUGUGCUGAUAGGUAUUGUUGGAGCUUGUGGGCACGUAGACCAGUGGCACAGUCCGCAUGUGUGACAGCAUUGAGUUGUACACUAAAUAAAAAAAUUAUAAUAAUCAAAUCAGGAGAGAAGGAGCAUUCCCAUGACAACUCAACUCUAUGGUUGCUAUGGUGACAUUUUCUAUGUGUCUUGCUUGUGCAUCAGACAAGGCUUGCAAAUAAAAUCUUGGUUUAUGGGAACA